Molecule: messenger RNA, 397 nt
Organism: Drosophila mojavensis
Lineage: Eukaryota; Metazoa; Arthropoda; Insecta; Diptera; Drosophilidae
Product: keratin-associated protein 21-1
Exons: 1
Coding region: 17-397 (126 amino acids)
Source: RefSeq, a predicted model, not a curated record
GCUGGCAGCGCUGUGCAUGAGCGGCUGCCUGGCUGCCCCAGCGCCAGAGCCAGCUCCGGCACCAGCACCGGCUCCGGCGCCAGCUCCUGCUCCUGCGCCCAGUCUUGGCCACGACUACUUGGGCUAUGGCGGCUUGGGGCUGGGUCUGGGCCUGGGUCUCGGCGGUCACUAUGGUGGCUUGGGCUUGGGACUGGGCCUGGGCUACCAUGCACCCAUCGUCAAGACCAUUGCAGCGCCCAUCGUCACGAAGACCAUCAUCGGCAAGAGCUAUCUGGGCGGCUAUGGCUACGGCCUGGGCCCCGGCUAUCUGGGCGGCUACGGUCACGGACUCUACGGACAUGGACUGGGUCUGGGCUUGGGCCUGGGUCUGGGCUAUGGCCAUGGCUACGGCUGGUGA